Perkinsus marinus ATCC 50983 is the source of this 1008-nucleotide messenger RNA. RefSeq names its product serine/threonine protein phosphatase PfPP5, putative. Bases 1 to 1008 code for a protein of 335 amino acids. Gene Ontology annotation, molecular function: Hsp90 protein binding. The transcript is spliced from 10 exons. The record is from RefSeq and is a predicted model, not a curated record. Lineage: Eukaryota; Perkinsozoa; Perkinsida; Perkinsidae.
AUGGGAGAUUCACAAGCAGCCGAUAUCGAGAAAGCUAAGGGCAAUGCCCUCUACAAACAGCGCAAAUUUGAUGACGCCAUAGAGUGCUAUAACAAAGCCAUCGAGCUGCAGCCAAACGACCUGACCUAUUACAACAAUAAGGCAGCAGUCUUGGUUGAACAGGAGAAGUACGAGGAGUGCAUCAAGCUGCUACAGGACGUGCUAGCCAAGCGGUACGACAUGAAUGAUGCGCUCAAGGACGGUGCUUCCUUCGAGAAGUGCGCCAAGGCUUACGUUAGAAUGGCUACAUGCUUCACGCGGAUGAACAAGUUCGACGAUGCUAUUGAGAUGUACCAGAAGGCCCUUACUGAGGACAACAAUCGUCACACUCGUACGGCCCUUAGCGAGUGCAAGCAUAUGAAGGAGAAGUUCGAGAGAGAGGCCUACAUUAACCCCGAAUUGGCUGAUGAGCAUCGUAUGAAGGGAAACGAGUGCUUCAAGGCUGCUGACUACGCAGGUGCUAAGAAGGAAUACGACGAGGCUAUCAAACGUAAUCCGAGUGAUGCCAAAUUGUAUUCCAACCGAGCCGCGGCCCUCACCAAGCUCAUGGCCUAUCCUGAUGCCCUCCGAGAUCUUGAUGAUUGCCUCAAGCUCGAUCCCAAGUUCGUGAAGGCGUACAGUCGGAAGGGAACAGUGCACUUCAUGAUGAAGGAUUAUAAGAAGGCACUUGAAGAUUACGAGAAGGGCUUGGAGAUCGAUCCAACUCAUAAGGAGCUCCUUGAUGGCAAGGCGGCAGUUAUUGCUAAGGUGAACGAGCAGGCGAGGUCAAAGGGGGCGCCUGAUCCGGAGACGGUGAGGCAUGCCAUGCAGGAUCCAGAGGUGCAGAGGAUUCUGGCGGACCCUCAAAUGAACAUAGUACUCCAACAGAUGCAGGAGAACCCACAGAAGGCCAUGGAGUACAUGAAGGAUCCCAAGAUUGCUAACGCGUUAGAGAAGCUAAUUGCGUCGGGUAUUGUUCGUAUGGGUUGA